AUGAGAAUUGUAGAAGAGAUUGUUGUUCCUCCACCUGAUGAGCUUCAAGAAGAGAUUAUCCAGCAGAGGAUUGAUGUUGAUAAUUUUCCUCUUUGGACAAAACUGGACUCUCCAGAUGCAAUUCAGGAGUAUGUCAAUGAUCUGAAGGAACAAGGAGUUAAAGUGGAUUUUGAAGACUUCUUCAACUCUCUUCCAGAUUGUCCUCCAGACUUGUCUAGACCUUCCAGGAAAAGGCAUCAGGAGCCAGACUCUGAUGAUGAAAGGAAAUCAAAGAAGAAAAAAGCCAAGAAGGUCAAGACUGAAACAAAAGCUGCCAAGCUUCAAUCAACUCAGAGCAGAGUUCCACGGAUCACCAGAUCCUCUGCCAAGGAGACAAGUAAGUCUCAAGUUGAUGUUUCCUCUGCUCCUGUUAUUAAUGUUAAUGUUAUUCCUUCCUCUUCUUCUUCAUCCCAAACACUUACUCCUUUUCCAGCCCCUCUCAUCCCAAAAUACCAAUCUCUCACAACCCCUCUAACCUCAACUUCUGCAAUUUCGACAUCUGCAAUCGUUAUCACUACUACUCAAGAACACCACACUCCUCCUCCUAUCCAACCAGAUCUUCUUGAUCAAAUUCGCCAAGCAUCCUCUGCCCCAACUCCUCCUGUUGUCCACCUUCCAUUCCCAAAUCAUCCAGAAUUACCACAACCAUCCUCACCAAAGAACACAUCUUCCACAGAACGAGAAUUUCAUAAAGUUAUGAAAGAAAGAACUUCUGGCCCUCUAGAUGAAAUCUUUGAUCCAAUCCCACCAUCUUCCUCUCUCUUCAACCCCACACCCUUAGCUGUGGUGUUUCCACCUUUCUCUUCCCCGGAUUCCUCACAAAUCUCUUUGUCUAACUACUCCCCAGUUAUUUCAAAGGAUUUUGUAUUAUCCAAUUCUGAUCCUCAACCCAUUCCAGAUCAGACCACUUCUGAUCAGGUGACUCAAUUUCUGCCCCCAACUUCUGAAGCAGAAACCUCUGCUCAAGAAACCACUAGCUCUAACCAAGUUGUUGCUCAACCCAAACAGCUCCCAAUCCUUCCCUAUACCUAUCCAGAUCCUACCAACCUUAUGGAAUGCAUUAACAUCUUUAAUGGUAAGGCAACAACACAAUUGAGAAAUCUCUAUGCUAUCACUUCCCUAAGUGAAAAGCCAAAUAUGGUUAAUGCUCAAUGGGAAAGUUUUGUUAGCUGGAUGCAAAGACAGAUUGAGGACAUGCAUGCAUUCACUCAUCAUGAGCGAUCUGCUAGAGUUGAGGCUGCCAAGGUAACGAAAAGGACUCUGACUGAACGAAGACAAGUUCUUCGUGAAUCCAAGAUCUUCAUUAAGCUGAGAGAAGCAAUUCAGAAUACGAAGAAUAAGGAAGAACAUUCAGAGGAAGCCAAGGCUAAAAGAGCUGAAGCUGAAGCCAGAGAAGCUGAAUUGGAACAAUUAGUUGCUGAAGCUGACGAAUUGGCCAGAGCCGCUGGUGCACGUCUUAAAGCUGCAAAGGUUGAAGCCGCUCAGAAAGAGGCUGCUCGCUUAGACGCUCUGGAAACAAGCUGCUAA
Molecule: messenger RNA, 1566 nt
Organism: Lotus japonicus
Lineage: Eukaryota; Viridiplantae; Streptophyta; Magnoliopsida; Fabales; Fabaceae
Product: flocculation protein FLO11-like
Exons: 1
Coding region: 1-1566 (521 amino acids)
Source: RefSeq, a predicted model, not a curated record